AUGACUCUCUCUUAUUCUCUCUUUUUAAAAACUAUAUACAGUCUAUCCAUUCCUUUCUUUCUUUCUUUUGAUUGGCUUACCAAUGAAAUCUUUUCAUACUUAUCUAUCUAUCUAUCUAUCUAUCUAUCUAUCUAUCUAUCUAUUUCGAUCUUUUCAUAUCUAUCUAUCUAUCUAUCUAUCUAUCUAUCUAUCUAUCUAUCUAUCUCAGUGUGUUCUUAUCUAUCUAUUCCUAUCUAUCUGACUCUGUUCCUAUCUGUCUAUCUAUCUAUCUAUCUGCCUGUCCAUUUCCGUCUUUUCAUAUCUAUCUAUCUAUCUAUCUAUCUAUUUAUCUCUCUAUCUAUUUUGUGUGUUCUUAUCUAUCUAUCUCACCCUGUUCUUAUCUAUUUCACUCUGUUCCUAUCUAUCUAUCUAUCUAUCUAUCUAUCUAUCUAUCUAUCUAUCAUAGUUUGGACAUUACUAUUUAUCUAUCUAUCUUACUCUGUUCAUUUCCUCUAUCUAUAUAUCUAUAUUGAUAGCCUCUUCCUUUCUUUCUUUCUUUCUUUCUUUCUUUCUUUAUCAAUCUUGUCAGAGUGUUUCAUUCGUUCUUUCUUAAUCACUUCAUCUAUCUAUCUCAGUCAAUUAAUAUCUAUCUAUCUAUCUAUCUAUCUAUCUAUCUAUCUAUCUUGCCACAGUCUUUCAUUCUUUCUUUCUUACUCAGCUCAUCUCUCUUUCUUUCUUUCUUUCUUUCUCUAUCUUGUCAGAAUGUUUCAUUGGUUCUUUUCUAACCACUUUAUCUAUCUAUCUAUCUAUCUAUCUAUCUAUCUAUCUUGCCACAGUCUUUCAUUCUUUCUUUCUUACUCAGCUCAUCUCUCUUUCUUUCUUUCUUUCUUUCUUUCUUUCUUUCUUUCUUUCUCUAUCUUGUCAGAAUGUUUCAUUGGUUCUUUUCUAACCACUUUAUCUAUCUAUCUAUCUAUCUAUCUAUCUAUCUAUCUAUCUCAACCAUCUAAAGAUUCCAGAAAAAUGUCCGGUUUCCUCGGCGAACAUCAUACGCAGGAUCUCGGCCCUUCCGCGGCCAUUGAAGUAGUACAGAGUGUAGUUAGGCAUGGUGACUCUGGGUCUGAAAAUAUCGCAAAGAAAGAAAGAUCGGACAAGAUUCCAGCCGGUGCUGUGUUAAUCGAUGUCGCAACUGUUUGUUGUUGA
Acanthosepion pharaonis is the source of this 1179-nucleotide messenger RNA. Lineage: Eukaryota; Metazoa; Mollusca; Cephalopoda; Sepiida; Sepiidae. The record is from the annotation of a GenBank genome assembly.